AUGCCCAUCCGCAUCCGGUUACGCGCGCCCAACGGCACUCACACAGUAUCACUCAACGAUGACGCCGCUGUCUCAGACCUUCUGUCCUCUAUCAGCGAAAAGACGGAACUACCACUGUUCGAGUUGAAAUGGAACCAUCCGCCACAACCGCUCGAUCCUUCGCUGUACGGCAUGUCGACGUUGUUGAAAGACAUCGAUCUCAAGCUAAACGGCGCGUCCAUCAUAGUCAUUGCACAAGCUACGGGCGAUCCAAGUGAGCGUAAGCAAGAGCAUGAACUUCAAGCAUCUACAUCUCAGGCCGCGCCGCUGUCACUCCAACGGAAGCAGAACUCUACACUCAAGGACACCCCCGAAGUUCCGGUACCUGACCGUGGUGGCACCAUGGUUCUUCGAGUCAUGCCCGAUGAUAACUCUUGCAUGUUUCGAGCAGUUGGUAGCGCUGUCUUGUCCGACUCCCUUGAUUCCAUGACCGAGCUCAGAUCCAUGGUUGCGCAGGCUAUACAGCGAGAUCCAGAGCAGUACAACGAGGCCAUCUUGCAGCGCUCUCCCGAUGAGUAUUGCAAAUGGAUAUCAUACUCUGACUCGUGGGGCGGUGGAAUCGAACUCAGCAUACUGUCUCAGGAGUUCGACAUCGAGAUCGCCAGCGUCAACGUCCAAGACAACCGGGUAGAUAGGUUUAAUGAGGGCAAACAACGGCGGUGUAUCCUCGUGUAUUCUGGAAUACACUACGAUACCAUUGCUCUUGUGCCACGCGGUGUGUCGCCUCAAGACCCCUCGCAAGAUAUCAAGUUGUUUGACGCAAAGGACGACGUAAUUCUUGAAGCGGCCAGGGAACUCUGUGGGCAGUUGCAGAAAGCACAUUAUUUCACUGACACACAAAAGUUCGACAUCAAGUGCAACAAGUGUGGUUGGAAGGGAGCUGGAGAACGGGGAAUUGCAGAGCAGAGUGGUCGUCGUGCCGAAAUUUUACUGGACAGAGAUCACGACCGGGCUCUUUUCAGUCCAGCAGCAUUAGUGUCAAAGUUUGUAGCUCAACGUCCAGAAAAGAGGCCGGCACUUAUCUUCGCACUUAUCUUUGAGUACGCAUGCAUGUUCGUGUCUGUGCUGUUCCAGGGGCCUGGAACAGUGACGGAAGGCUUGCGUCUAAACUGCGUUGGUGCCCCAGACGCCGCUGGAGUUGACCACGUGCGCCAAGCCGGCGCUCUCAACGUCGAGCUCAAGCUCUCACAGACUCUCUCGCCAGCCAUAUCAUGUGCAGUCCUGAAGCUCAUGCGCGUUACUGCUAUCGUCACCGCUGCCGUCUUGGCCAGCAGUGCUACUGCUGCUCCUACCCCAGGUUUGAUCAGCAGCAUCCUGGGCCUGCUCACCAACGACAUCAACAAGCUCUUCUCCUCGCUGGGUAUCCACCUCCACACUGAUGGUGCCAAUCACGGCGCCACUGUUCCUUUCCACGACCAGUGCCCGUUUAGCAUCCCAGCUGUCGAUCUGAGCCCCAUUCGCCACAGCCACGAUAUCAACUGGGGCAAGGGUGUCAACGGCGGUAACUUCAUCAACUGGAAGACAUUCAAGGCCAAUGGUGCCAACCUAGGUGGAUGGCUGGAGAAGGAACAAACUCACGACCCUAUCUGGUGGUCUGAGGUGGGCGGCGAUGGCGCUCCUGAUGAAUGGACUCUCUGCCAGAACCUCGGUAGCAAGUGUGCUUCAGUCUUCGAGGAGCGUUAUGCCUCUUUUAUAAACACCACCACUAUCGACCAGCUUGCCAAUGUUGGUGUUAACACCCUCCGUAUUCCGCUCACAUAUGCUGCCUUCAUCGAAGUUCCUGGUUCUCAGCUUCACCAUGGCAACCAAUUAAAGUUCCUCAAGACCAUCACCGACUACGCCAUCAACAAAUACGGCAUGCACAUCAUCGUCGGUCUCCACUCGCUUCCCGGUGGUGUAAACAACCUCGACAUCGGCGAGGCACUCUUCCACCAGGCCUGGUUCCAAAAUUCUUCAAACCUUGACUACUCUUUCCAGGCUGUCGAUGGUGUUCUUAACUUCAUCAAGCAGAGCGGCCACGUCAACGCUUUCACGAUCGCACCAAUUAACGAAGCUUCCGACAACUUCGCUGGUUUCGGAUCUGCUGCUGGUCUAACUAUCAACGGAACGAACUGGAUCAACACUUACUUCAGUGGGGUACUCAAGAAGAUCGCCAAGGUCGACAAGCGCAUUCCUAUGAUGAUUCAAGAUUGCUUCAUGGGCGCCAGUUACUGGGCACCCUUCUAUGACGCAUCUGAAAACAUUGUCUUCGACUCUCACGUCUACUACUUCGCCGCCGCCGGCACAUACGCCGGCUACGUCAACCCUGCCGUGUGCGGCCAAGCCCAAUACAUUGCUCAGGAGACAAAGUUUCCGGUUUUCGUCGGCGAAUGGUCCCUGCAGGCCAUGUACAACAACACUCUGGACACCCGCAAGACCAUCUUCGACACUCAGCGUUACGCAUGGAACAAGUACUUGGCUGGUGGUGCCUUCUGGAACGGAGUCUCUUACGCAACCGCCAAGGUGGAUGGAGAGGGUACCCAGCGCGAGUACUGGAGCUACAUUGACUUGAUCAACCAGGGUGUGAUCACCAAGGUUACAAACGAGUCAUACUGUUAG
Alternaria burnsii is the source of this 2637-nucleotide messenger RNA. RefSeq names its product glycoside hydrolase. NCBI's taxonomy places the organism in Eukaryota, Fungi, Ascomycota, Dothideomycetes, Pleosporales, Pleosporaceae. Gene Ontology annotation, molecular function: cysteine-type deubiquitinase activity; hydrolase activity, hydrolyzing O-glycosyl compounds. The transcript is spliced from 4 exons. Gene Ontology annotation, biological process: protein deubiquitination; endoplasmic reticulum unfolded protein response. Gene Ontology annotation, cellular component: cytosol; nucleus. The coding region runs from base 1 to 2637 and encodes 878 amino acids. The record is from RefSeq and is a predicted model, not a curated record.